Molecule: messenger RNA, 1185 nt
Organism: Lutzomyia longipalpis
Lineage: Eukaryota; Metazoa; Arthropoda; Insecta; Diptera; Psychodidae
Product: bestrophin-2-like
Exons: 4
Coding region: 1-1185 (394 amino acids)
Molecular function (GO): chloride channel activity
Source: RefSeq, a predicted model, not a curated record
AUGACCAUCACAUACACAGCGGAAGUUGCCACGUGCAGAGGAUUCGGAUGCUUCCUCAAGCUCCUGCUAAGAUGGCGCGGAAGCAUCUACAAACUAGUAUGGCUGGACUUGGUUACAUUUCUCUCUAUUUAUUAUACACUUAAUCUCAUCUAUCGCUUUGUCUUGGAUGAAGAGCAAAAGAAUUACUUUGAUGGCUUGGUCAUUUACUUCAACUCCUACGCAAAUCUCAUUCCUCUCUCCUUCGUUCUGGGCUUCUACGUCUCAAUGGUGAUGACACGAUGGUGGGAUCAGUACCUAACAAUCCCUCUACCCUUUUCCAUCUCUGUACUUGUUAGUGCAAAUAUUCACGGACAGGAUGAAGGAGGACGUUUAAUGAGACGAACUAUAGUCCGGUACGUUUGCCUCUGCAUUACAAUGGUUUUCAUAAAUAUCUCUCCGCGUGUGAAGAGGCGCUUUCCAACGCUCCAGCAACUCGUAGAGGCUGGACUCCUCACGGAAAACGAACGUGCAAUAAUAGCAAACAUGAAUGAACGUUUUCCGCGUCCUUCGAAGCACUGGAUGCCAAUAGUUUGGGCAGCAAGUAUCGUGACGCGUGCCCGGAAAGAAGGAAGAAUACGUGAUGAUUUUGCCGUAAAGUCAAUGAUUGAUGAAUUAAAUAAGGUCCGCCUAAAAUGCGGGAUUCUUAGUGAAUACGACACCAUCAGUAUACCUCUCGUGUACACGCAAGUAGUCACCAUAGCUGUCUAUUCGUACUGCUUUGCAACCAUUAUGGGUAGUCAGUGGCGUGACUAUGAUGACGAAAUUAAUGGCUUCUCAAUUCCACUGAAUUUCCCCUUUUUCGCAACCCUCCAAUUCUUCUUCUACAUGGGAUGGCUGAAAGUAGCUGAAGUCCUCAUUAAUCCCUUUGGGAAGGAUGAUGAAGACUUCGAAGUGAACUGGAUGGUGGAUCGGAAUCUCCAGGAAACAUACAUGAUUGUCGAUUUUAUGCACGAUGAACAUCCCGAGCUGGUUAAGGAUCAAUACUGGGAUCAAGUCUUCCCUAGCGAGCUACCUUACACAGAGGAAACAAAAGAAUUCCGCGAACAACCACCGAAAUCAUCAACUGCUGACAUUGAAGUCCAGAAAACACCUUCGAAGACUUCAGUGGACAUCAAAACGGUUGGUACUAGAAGUCUUAUUCUUUAG